CUGGAAAGUACGCUAUGACUGAUUGUGAAAACUGUCAUCCUUAGAUAUAAUGGACUUUUCACUUCAUUGCCUUCUCCAUCUUUUCAUGUUUUCCAUCUUUGUACAAGAAUCAGAGUCUUCACUGAGGAUAAAGCAUAACAAUCAUGAGACAGCUGUCCUAGGGAGAAAUGUGACUAUCUUCUGCAACUUGACAAGUCUGGCGAAUGUUGAGCAAGUCACCUGGCAGAAAGUUCAAGGUCCAUUGCUUCACAAUAUCGGCACUUACAGCCAUAAAUAUGGAGAAAAUAUUAUCCCAACAUAUGUAAACAGGCUGCACUGCAAGAUCCUGGAACCCAAUGUCUCCUUCAUAAUCAUCCAAGAAGUGACGUUUGAAGAUGAAGCCUGCUACAAGUGUCUGUUUAACACCUUUGCAUAUGGCAGCCAUGGAGGACAAACCUGCCUUAACGUCCUAACUGUACCUGAAUUAGCAACCGAAAUCCAUCCUGUUCCUGGUUCUGAAGAUCUCCUUAGCCUUCACUGUUCAGCGGUGGGAAAGCCUGCUCCUGGAAUCUCCAUUUACCUUUCACAAGAACUAGUGUCCCUGAAGGAAGAACACUUUACUGAGAACCCAAAUAGCACAGUGACCGUCACUAAACUAUACGACAUUUCUUUGAAAACUAUUAGGUCCUUGGGCCUCCAACACCUGGUUGUGUCCAUGACUCACCCCCUAAGAUAUGAAGAGAAGAUAGUUCAUCUGCCAGUAAAGCAAGAGGGGACCAGGAAUUGUGUUUCAAAUUGGAAGACGACUGCAGUUGUAUUCAUUAUUCUGUUUUUAGUUUCAUGUAUCAUCCUUGGGACAAUUCUCUAUAUUAAUUUAGAAAAUAAAAGGUCAGAGAACACACAGGAACAAUCAACACAGAUGCAUGACCAGUUAUCAACACUGGUGACCACACGGCCAUCAACAGAGACUGAAAACUUAAUGAGUCAACCUUGUCAGACAAAGUUAAGAAGAGUCUGGUGUUGCGUCUUCAUUGCUGACAAAAUGGACGCAAUAAUUGGUGCCGAAACCCAGGAACAUCACGGGAAAAGGAACAAGUGGCGUUCAGAGACACAACCUCUCAUCUGGACUCAGAAUUUACUUCGGGCAGCAUAG
Myodes glareolus (Bank vole) is the source of this 1132-nucleotide messenger RNA. NCBI's taxonomy places the organism in Eukaryota, Metazoa, Chordata, Mammalia, Rodentia, Cricetidae. The record is from RefSeq and is a predicted model, not a curated record.